Molecule: messenger RNA, 6307 nt
Organism: Ostrea edulis (European flat oyster)
Lineage: Eukaryota; Metazoa; Mollusca; Bivalvia; Ostreida; Ostreidae
Exons: 21
Coding region: 172-5592 (1806 amino acids)
Molecular function (GO): protein binding
Source: RefSeq, a predicted model, not a curated record
AUUGCCAAAAUAGUGCCUCUGGGUCAACGACACGCUUUUCACACUGGUUAAACAUGCAGUGAAUGGCUAUACACGGGCCGUUUAGAUAAUACAGUCUGCAGUAGUUAGCGAAGUUUUAGAUAAUUUUGCUCUUUUGGACCAUUGAACAACAAAUGUUGAUCUAGAAUUCAGAUGAUGAUGGUGUUAUUACAAGUUGUCAGAUCUUGGAUUUUACUGGUGAUAAUAUUUACGGCAGUGUGUGUAAGAUGUUCGAAUAAGGACUUUAGCAGCGACCAGUAUGACACGCGCUCAAUAGCACACCUGGGAUAUUUACCUGUUGCUUUGCAAGAUGACAGUCAAACGCAGAAAGAAAAUGACCUAUCUCUAGAAUUGGAAAAGCUGGAAGAAAUCCUUCAUGUACCUCAUUACGACAAACUGGUUAAUCUUGAUUUAUUUUUUAAUUCCAAGAUUUCCGUUAUUUUGGAGGAUGGGGAACCAGGUAGCCCUCUUUCUUUUUCAUUGGAGACUGAAAAGAACCAGUUUGGGAUACCCCAAGUGGGGUCACUCUCCAUGUACCAGAUCAGUAGUUUCCAUAACGAGGAUACCCUGAAUGUCACUGUACAUGUGACUGAUUCCCCAUCGUGGAGUCCAGCUAUGGGGGUGUGGACAUUGUGUGCCGGGUCUCUGGUAGCAGUAUUCAUCCUGUACCUGGUAACCCUUCUGCCUGAAUGCAGUGUAACUUCUGAAGGUGAAGUGGUUGGAAGUUGGACCAGAAUCUUUAAGUGUAUGUGGAGGAUAAGUGCAGACCUAGGACCACAGUCUAAUGAUGUAGUCUCUCCGACAGACAAUGAACCCGGGACUCCUGGCACCUCCAGUCUGCCUAAUGAACAGACCAGUCAAACCACCAUGACAGAGAGACAAACAGUCAGGGAAAAGCUGAUAAAAGUUUGGUUUGGCCUGGAGUCCAGCAGGAGGAGAUGGCAAUCUUUACCCACUCCCAUGAUGAUCUGUAUAGGGGUGGUGAUGAUGGCGGCAGUCGCAUGCGCUGUCUCUUCUUUUUCCUACAAUUAUUACCUUAGAGUCGCAGUCCCACCAGAGACACACAUACGUAGAAUUCGAUCAUAUAGUGAAAACCCAUCUAUUUCUGCAAUCUCCAUCAAUAGUAACAGCAUGGCGUUGGUUACCAGAGUACACAUCAUGGAUGUGAAAGCCAUGUGCAAGAGUGACCCAACAAGAUGCGAGACGUAUGCUAUAUGUGACACGGUGCAAGGUGCUCUGAACUGUCGGUGUAAAAGAGGCUACUUUGUGAAAAAUAGGGAAUGUUCAGCCUGCUCAACUUCAUGCCAAGAUGGUUAUUACAUGACCCAUCAAUGUUCAGCUCAUCAGGACCUUGUUUGUCGAGAGUGUACCACGUGCAAGGGUGCCACUUAUGAAGCAGCCCAAUGUUCAAGCACUCAGGACACCAUAUGUAUAGAUGUGAAUUUCCCAAUGGGCAAUAUCAGAUGGGAAGCCAUGAUCCGGGAACCCAGGAACUCCACCUCUGUAUCCAUCUCUGCCUCCGACAAUGUGUUUAUGGAAUCUCUGGACAAUGUGCGUGACCUGGAGACCAUACUCCCCCUCAAUAGUAAUCAGAUACAGAUGCAGUUCCCCUUUGUCCGGAAGACCUCUGGUCUGGAGGUCAACAUCAAAGUGUCUCAGACCUACCUCAUCCCAGAGUAUGUGGAUCUGGAUCAUGAAGAUGAUGCCCCAUUCUUCUUCCGUAACAUGUACAAGACGCACAAGAUGAAGAGGAGAAUGAGAUUUCUGCAAAGCAAUUACUGCAGGGACAUGGUGCCAGAUCAUUACAAGAUGAUAUUGGACAUUGUACCUGACCAGUACACAGUGGCCAGCAUGGACACUUGUCAUCCCACUGAGAAAGAGCCCUGCCCUGAGGGAUUUAAGGAGGGGGACUCAUACCUCAACAGAAAUCUCUACAUCAAGUGUCCAUAUUCUGAUGGAAAGGCAGCAAAUUUCACUCAGCUGUUUCAAGACAACAACUUGAUGUACUGCUCCCUUCCCAACUCUCUGCUGACAGAGACAUUUGGAUUGGAGGAAUCUAAAAUGAAAACCAUAAACUUCCCCACUCAGGACUGCAAACAGAGCAUGGACCUGUGUCAGAAGUGUAUUCAACAGUGUCAACAUUCAUCGGCUCCUGCAGAAAACAUUCCGUGUUGCAGAGUGACAUGUUUCAGUGAAUUGGCUUGUCAAAGGGCAUUCAGUGAGGCAUGUCCACAGAGACCAGUAGAGUGUGCAAGAGGAGACAUUUACAGGUACGGCAUUGAGCCUGUCUUUGACACUCUGGAAAAGAAAUACAUGUGUCACCUGAAAUACAAACAACCCAGUCACUUGUACAAAGUCAGCUACACGGUGAGACUGCCCGGUAUCCAGCACACCUUUAAGACACGCUACUUCUCACCCGAGGUAACAGACAAAGAUUUCCAUCAGAAGGGGAGAUCCAGUCGAGACUUCCUCUACGCUCAGCAUGACACUCAUGCCAAAAUUCACGAUGAAGUCAUUCUGACGGGCACCAACUUCAAAAACGACACUCCUUCUCGUUUCUACAUGCAGCCACUGAAAGCACCUGAACAAUUCAACACCAGAAAAAAUUUCAGGGUUCGCCCUCAUAGGUCAGAAACUUGGCAAAGUAAUGUAUAUUCCACCACUGUGCAGUUUGAGCGUCCCUUUUUGUACAGCACCAUCACCUGGAACAGGGGAGGAUGCAAUGCCAAAAAUUUCUCCCAGAUCUACCCUCAGCAGCCUCUCCACAUUGCAGAGAAAACCAUGAUUGAUCCGACCAUCAAUCACGUGGAUGGCAAAUUUGAAUAUCAAGCCACACCCUUAAAAAAGUUUGCUCACAUUAGAAUUGGAAUUAAAGGGGACAAGUCAAUCCUUUCAACUUUUGAGGAGGACAUUGGUCCAACUAUCAUCAAUUCAAGCAGCCUGAAAGGCAGUCUGGAAUGGCUGCACAAUACACGAAGUUGGAACAUCUCAGUUGAUGGUACCUUAAUGAAAUGCCCGGGUUACCUGACCAUGGAUGUGUAUGACCAGUUUAUGGAAUCAUAUUUUGGAAAGUUUGACAUUUUUGUGAAAUGUCCAAACCCCCAUUUCUCUUUCAACUUCCUUUUACCAAGAUCCAGAAGUGACACUCCCAAUGUGUUUGCCGUGUUCGUUAACGACACGAGGGCCUCGCAUAAAAUCCUCCUGACCAUGUUGAUCAACCCAACAGAGAUACCCGUCACUACAGAGCUGGUUGUCAGGGAAUCUGUCAUCAACCAUUUUCCAUGGAUGCCAAUCAUUGUCAUUUUGAUAUUUUUUGGAAUUCUGGUGACCGUAUUGGUAAUUGCAGCCUUCUUCAUCUCUAAAAUCAGACGAGUUACAACCAAUGAUGUUUUCAAGUAUGCAGGAGUGACUUUUUUGAAGGAUGAUGAGAGGCCAAAACAAGAGGAUGGAUCAAGGCCAAUCAAAACUCCCAUCUCCCGCCGCGUCACAUGUUGUCUGGUUACGCUUUAUGUUGUUUAUGCCUUCAUGUUUACUUUCUCCGUUUUAUUAGGAGUGUUUUAUAUUGUGCAAGGGCCGCUCAUCGGAAACUUAACCAUAGUCUCAAAUACCAGUGCUAAAAUUCACCAGGCUGUUCAGCUCAGGUUUCAGAAUAUGCAGGACUUUGAGAUUUCUGAGAUAUCUCACAUGUAUAAUCAGACUCAGGAUCGUCUCAGAGCUUGCUCUUGCCACAAUCUUCAAGAGAUUCAGAAAAUUGCCAAACAGAUGCAAGAACAGUUGGAUAUAUUCAUAAAACAUUUCUAUUCAAAAAACAAAACAAUUGAGAGUAUUCUGACAAUCACUUUGGAAGAAAAAUCCCAAGCUCUGGAAGAAGAACUUUCUGUGUUCUUAAAGAAAUAUAACAAAACAUUACAGAAUGAAUUUAGAAGUGUUCUAUCCAAGUAUCAUCAGUUUUUGAAAGAUCUGAUGAGUAAUGAUUGGUUGAAAUUUCCAGAGCAGCUUUUCAUUGCUCAGAAGGAUGUGAUUGACAGUAAGCGGGAUAGGGACCACCUUCUAGGGUUUAUGAACUGGCUGGAGAUAAACCAAGUCGAAGAGACGCUACAUAUUACAGAUGACAUCAUGAAAACGUUGUCAGCUUCACUUCCAACUUUGAAUUCCAAUGUGAAACUUUCUCUAUCAGACAAUGAUUUGCUGAUGAACUCUAUAGAAGAACUGACCAGUCAGUUGACAUCUUACCACUUUCACAUUCUUGAAAAUGAAUUAAACUUUUUACCACUAGCGGCACCUCAUCAUAACUCCUCCUCCUAUCGGGCUAGGAGAGACUCGCACAGCUCCACAGCCUCGCUGAUCGAGCAAAUGAAGCUGAUUCUGUUUCCUGUGUUCAUUUGUGUGUUCCUGUCAAUGGAUGUGCUUCUUCUGCUUUACCGCUUCACUUGGUUGAAGCAAAUGUUCAGGAAAGCAAGGUUGGGUGUUGAGGAAAAGGUGGCAAUGGAUUCUGUUGCAGGAAGAAUUUAUUUCAUUUUGACUGGUAUUGAUGCAGAAAAGAGGGAGAGUCCUAGAGAAAGACAUUUUAGCUACAGUGACAGUAAAGAUCCGUAUGAGAGGAAAAAUGAUCUACUGCAGUAUUUCCAAGGUUCCCCUAAAGGCAAGGAACAGAUGCUGCAGCAGAUUUACUCACAAAAGCGUCGGGACAGGCAUAGAACUUUGCCUGUUGUGCAAGAAAAAGCCAAAUCCAAAUCCAAUGUAAUGCUGGUGAAAAUAGCUAGCUUUGUAUAUAAGCACCUUAUAUCUCCAUUGGUGUGGAGAAUUGUACUUGUAGGUGCUUUUAUUUUAAUUAUUUCACUAGUUACUAUGACAACCAAUAACCUUGUUACCCUAGAGACAGCUACUUUCCUGAUGGAUACCAAAUCCAUUCUCCCUCAGCUCCACAGGCAAAUAGAAAUUUCUAAUACACUGCUGAGUGACUUUGCUGUGUUUAGUAAUGAAAUGUUGAGCGAAUUUCAGACAAAAACAUUCUGGGAAGUCAAUGAUAUCAACUCCUUAUUAGGGCAAACUGUACAGAAACAUACCUCAAUUGUCCAAAAUCUUGUUCAAGAUUUGUGUUCCAUAGAAAAUGCAUCACCAUGUCUCCAGACACAACCCACAUUGUCUCUUCUAGAAUCUCAACAAAGCUGUAACUUCAUGCCAAUUCACCCACAGUAUCUCCAAGAAUUUCAAGAUGCCACCUUCAUGGAGUAUCUCCACACCGAGUUGCUGCCCUUGGUAGUAACUCUUCGACAGAUCUUGUUCAACACUUGUUACAUCUUAUUUGGAUUUGCUUGCCUCAUGCUUAUCAGUCAGAUCUUCAUCCGAGUCAUCAUCUUUUAUCUCCUGAAGACAAAUCGUCUACCUAAAGUCACUAGGUACCUUGUGUCAAAUGCCAAUGAGUGCUGGAAGGCCAGUCCCAUGAGUCCCCACAGUAGUGUUUACCGCAGCCAUUCCUUGAUUGAGAGCUGUGAAAGUGGAGUUGUAGGAGACAUUGAUGAUCAUUACCGAGAUCCCACUACACUCCACCCCACCACACAACCUCAUCAUUAACAUUACUACCAUAGAACCAUGUUGGUACUGGAUGGUAAAAUCUACACGUUCUAGACCCACUGCCUUGAAUUGUUCCUCAUAUUAAAGGUCCAAAAUUCUGAAACUGUCCACAAAUCCUCUUAUAUAAACAUACGGAGAGACUUGAUUCUGAAAACAACAGAAAAAGAAUAAAAACUCUGCAGAAAUUUGCUAGGCUUUCCUCAUCGUCUAUAUACUUGAAUCUUGGUGCCACGAUUUUGGUAGCUUUACUUGUAGCUCCUCAGGUUAGGACUUGGACAACUCUUCAGAUCUUGUCUGUACUAUUCUGAAAAUCUGAUUUUGCUAUUGCACAAUGCAUUUUUGAUAUAUGCAUCCUGCUUUUUUUUCAAAUGGUGAAUUUGAAGCACUGAUUUUCAUCAAAUGUCGGAGAUUCUUUGUUAAAUAAACUGUCAUUUAAAAGUGUUUACAUUCCGUUUACCUGCUUUGAACAACAGCUAGUACUCUCUACGAAGCACUUGUCCAUGGUUUAUUGGAUACAGUGCUGAAAGCCUUGUGUGUAACAAUACUUAAUGGAGACUGCAUUCGCUCGUAAUCAUUGUCGAAAUAUGUUCAACACAUUACAAUGUAAUCAUGUUAUUUAUGAAUAUUAUUUGAUUGUUGUUUUUGCAUUCUGUUGCAAAUUGUUGUUAGUGAUACUUAAACUACUGUUGCAAAAAUAAAUGUGUCACGUGUGAAA